Molecule: messenger RNA, 3223 nt
Organism: Aplysia californica (California sea hare)
Lineage: Eukaryota; Metazoa; Mollusca; Gastropoda; Aplysiida; Aplysiidae
Product: transmembrane protein 64
Exons: 8
Coding region: 589-1674 (361 amino acids)
Source: RefSeq, a predicted model, not a curated record
UUGACUUUAAAAAAACUUAACUUAAUCCUGAGUUCAGCAACAUAACAAAGUUUUUAAAAGAAUGGUAAUAAAAUCUCUUUACUUGAAAAGUUCAAGAAAAGCCUUUUUUCUUUCUAAUUUCAAUGUUAUAACUCAAAAAUUGAAUUUUUGUUAUAGAUAUUUACAGUGUUUUAAAGAGGAGUUUUAGGAAAUAAUGUAAUUGUCAGUUCAGAUUUUCACAAACAGCUGUCAAUUACCGGGAUUUCCCGUAAGGCAGAUCUAGGCCAAGGGUAAGGGUGGAAGUCGACGGUUUACCACUCUCCAGCGUUUGGAGGUUAUUAUUAGAGAAGACCAAAACAAUAUUCUCAGUGCACUUUUUUUUGCCACUGCUACAUUGCUCCAGUCUUCAGUGGCCUCAGUUGGAACAUUGACACUUGUCUGGCAUGAGGCCAGAGUUUGCUGUAUGAGUCAAGUGUCAAGUCCGCUUAUGCCCCCUCUCACCUUAUGCUACAGCAAAUAUGUUCAUGACUCAUUUGAGCUGCUAGAGGAGCUGCAUGAUUCAGGCAAGGCGCAGCAUGCAGUGAGGGGCAGGAGCCUGUGAGAGCCGACAUGACCACCUUCAAGCUGAGCCCGGGGCUGCUGCUUGGUCAGUCCUCGGACAUUGACGCUGUCUUCCUGCCCGUCAACAUCGACGGCGAGCAUCAGCACGGGGAGGAGUUCGAGCCCCACGCUGACUGGAACGCCAACAGUCCAGCUGCAGGUCUGCACCACCAGCUACUAAGGGGACAGAGAGAUGAGGACAAGAGAGGUACCUCAGAUGUCUGUGUAGGAAUCUCAAAAGAACAAAAAGCGUUUGAUGACGAGGAUGAUGAGGAUGGAGAAGCAGGUCCGUCCAGAGUGCUCAUGCACGCCAUCAUCACGGACACGCCCGACUCCAACGACUGGUGCUACCGCGCCACGCUCACCUCCAUCGCUGUCAUCGUGGUCAUCGUGUCACUGCUGGUGUUCGGCCACCGCUACAUCCGCAACGUUCUCACCUGGCUGGAGCACGUGGACCCCAAGGUCAGCGUGUCGGUCAUCACGGGCCUCUUCGUGCUCAUCUCCUUCCCCAUGGCGUGGGGCCUUUCGCUGCUCAUGGUCACGUCAGGGUAUCUGUACGGAUGUUUGUACGGGCCGUUGGUGGUCACAUUCAGUGUCACUAUUGGACUGACAAUUUCUCUUCCAGUCAUGCGAUGCCUAUGUGCAGCACAGUUGCGUGCUCGUUUCUAUUCACGCAAGGUCGAAGCGAUCAUCAACGUGGUCAGUGGGUCUCAUGGGAUGAAGGUCAUUGCCCUCACCCGACUCACGCCUAUUCCAUUCGGCCUCCAGAAUGCUUUGUUUUCUCUGUCCAGCAUGUCACUGAUGAGGUACCUCAUCUCCAGCGUGGGUGGCCUGGUGCCCAUGACCUUGCUGAACUGCUACAUGGGCUCGACUCUACGCACCAUGGAGGACCUCAUGACGGACGACUCGAACAGGAUGACCGGCUUCUUCAUCUUCGGUGGUCAGAUCCUCAUCACUGUAGUCUUGUUAUGGUUUGUGGUUCGCAAGGCUCGAGUCGAGCUGAAGAAAGCCAUGGAUGAGUCCGACAAGUCCUCCACAGCUCUCCCCAAUGGUGACUGCUCAAAGACUGUUUAUGUGGAUCAUGAUGGAUUAUGACAGAAAUAGUCGUACAAUACUCAAGUGGGAAUGUUCUUUUGUGCUUCGGAUAUAACUUCACCUUUGUGAGUUAUGUGGAUGCUGUGCCAGUGCAAUUUUGUGGAUUGUUAUGCAUGCUUUCAGAUUUUGUUCUUUAAUGAUGGUGCAAUAUGAACCUUGUACAAAGGCUGCCCCUUUGUCCAUAAGCUGGAAGUUGGGAAGUUAUGAUUGGCUCAUUGAAAAACUGUGUCUCGAGUUUGUGCCCUUUCAAGGGUAAUUCAUCUCAUAUCAGAGCUUUUGGUUGGCUUGUCCAAAGCACUUUUCGUGCCCGCAAAUUCUGCACCCCACACAGUCUGAUAAGAAAGAUGCCAAAGAAUACUUUGUUCCUAAUGCUGCUCUGUUGCAGGAAUGCAUCAUGUGUACCUGUCUGCGUCAAGCUACUGGAAGUCAAAACUUUGUGUUUUUCACAUACAGAUAGGAAGGUGCAUUUUCAGCAGGACGACUGUGUCAAGACGAAUUUCUGGAGAAUGGAUAAAAUGGAUGCCAGAAAAUAAUAAAUUUUCAGCUUUAAAUUUAAAGUGAAUGAAGUAGGACUAGACUUUUGAAAAGUUUAAACAGAGCUGCAAAAAUGUGGUUACAAUGCCAUGGUUCUCAAACUCAUGUUUUGUUCAGGCACCAGAAUUGAGAGAAUACCAGCUCAAACAGAAGUACUCAAAGGCCCCAUUUACACGUACAGUUCAUUGAUCGACAAACUGUAGGACAUCGAGAGAAUGGCCGACAUCCUGUCAACUUCCUGGUAAAACUGAGCAUGGAAAUGAGCAAUCCUCUCGAUAUCGAUUUGGCGGGCAAACUGAAGGCAUGACGACGAGUGAGCGGCUUUUUUAAUGUUGCCCCAAGCGGAGUUGAAAAUGCAUUCCAAAAUUUUCCAAAAUAUUUGUCAAAUCAAAAAAAUAAAAUUUUCGUGAUCAGCGACCCAAAGUUAGUCAAUAUCAGGCGGGGAACACGAUUUAAUGCCGGAUUACCAAGUUCAUUUUUUUGGGUGUGUUUUGUGUGUUUUGUCAAGGACUGACAUUUUUACGAUUAAAAAACUGUACGUCUAAAUGGAGCUUCUCUCGUCGACAAACUGUCAGUUUAACGAUGAUCCAGAUCUAGCGUCCGUCGGUUAAAGUGCCAGUUUGUCGAUGAAUGGACUGUACAUGUAAAGGGACCCGAAGGAAUAGGCUUUGACAGUUCCUGUUAAUCAACAUGGGUGAACACUGGAGUCCUCCUGCGAUGUGAAGCCUUCUUUGAGUUGUGUGGCUGAAAUAUACGGAUAGGCAGAUACUGUUUAGAUCUCCAUGGAUUGUAAAACUGCAUGUUCCUAAAGUACCCCCAAAAAAAGUUGCGACAUACUGUUUCAUCUUGACUACGAAAUAGUUCAAACAUCAGUCAUUUUCACCUCAAGUGCCCAUUGCUGAAUAUGCAUUUGUAACAUAAGUGUAAUCCAGACCCAACAGCACGAUUUAUUGAGAUGUUUUACCCGUAGAACGCUUUUGGAAACCAACUUUUUGGACUAUUGUGUUAUGGAAGG